AUGGGGCAGGGAGCCGUGUGGCUGGAGGCUGAGCGCGUCCCGCGCGCGGCGGGGGGCGCUCCGGCCAAUGGCGGGGGGCGGGGGGCGGGGCCGGGCCGGGCGGUGCAGCGGGAUGGGGCUGAGGCGCACGGUGCAGCUCUGCCGCCUCCGCCCCCUCCCCCCCCCCCGCUGAGACCCCCGGGCCGGGCCCGGAGCGGAGCCCCGGGAGGCAGGCCCCCCGGGGUGCUGCUGCGGCGGGUGCUGCUGGGGCUGGGGCUGGGGCUGCCCCUGGCCGGGGGCUGGUACCUGCGGGCCGAGCGCCACGAGCGCCGCAAGAUGUGGCUGGUGCUGGACGGCGUGGGACGCUUCGGCAGGUCGCUGGCCGUGGGCAUCCACAUCUCCCUGGAUUACUGGUGGACGGCCAACGUGGCGCUGCGCGGCCUGGACGAGGACAGCCCGGCGUUCGUGGCGGGGAUGUCGAGGUGCCACCAGCGCGCGGCGGAGCGGCUGCUGCGGGGGGCCCUGCGCAACGGGGGGCUCUACGUGAAGCUGGGCCAGGGGCUCUGCGCCUUCAACCACCUCCUGCCCCCCGAGUACGGGGCCACCCUGCGCCUGCUCGAGGAUCGGGCCCUGCGGCGCGGCUACCGCGAGGUGGACGAGCUCUUCCUGGAGGAUUUCCAGACGACGGCGGCCGGGCUCUUCCAGGAAUUCGACUACGAGCCGGUGGCGGCCGCCAGCCUGGCCCAGGUGCACCGGGCGACGCUGCAGGAUGGGACCCCCGUGGCCGUCAAGGUGCAGUACAUCGACCUGCGGGACCGGUUCGAGGGCGACAUCCGGACGCUGGAGCUGCUGCUGCGCAUCGUGGAGUUCAUGCACCCCGACUUCGCGCUGGGCUGGGUGCUGGAGGAGCUGAAGGGGACGCUGGCGCGGGAGCUGGACUUUGAGAACGAGGGCCGGAACGCCGAGCGCUGCGCCCGCGACCUGCGGCACUGCGGCUACGUGGUGGUGCCACGCGUGCACUGGGACAAGUGCAGCAAGCGGGUGCUGACGGCGGAUUUCUGCGAGGGCUGCAAGAUCACCAACGUGGAGGGGAUCCGCAGGCAGGGGCUGGGUGUGCAGGACGCUGCCGACAAGCUGAUCCGGGUCUUUGCCGAGCAAAUCUUCUACACCGGCUUCAUCCACGCGGACCCGCACCCCGGGAACGUGCUGGUGCGUCGCGGCCCCGACGGCAAAGCCCAACUGGUGCUGCUGGACCACGGCCUCUACGAGUUCCUGAGCGAACGGGACCGCACGGCGCUGUGCCAGCUCUGGAGAGCCAUCAUCCUGCGCGAUGACGCCGCCAUGAAGAUGCGAUCGGCGGAGUUGGGCGUCGAGGAUUAUUUCCUUUUCUGCGAGAUCCUGAUGCAGCGGCCGCUGCGGGCCGGGCAGCUGGGCCUGGCCAACGUGCUGACGCGGGAGGAGCGGGCGUACAUGCAGGAGAUGGCGGCACAGCACUUCCCCCGCGUCCUGCGCGUCCUGCGCGCGCUGCCCCGGCCCAUGCUGCUCGUCUUCCGCAACAUCAACACCGUGCGCAGCAUCAACGCCGCCCUGGGCGCCCCCGUCGACCGCUACUUCCUCAUGGCCAAGAGCGCCGUGAGGAGCUGGAGCCGGCUGAGCGGGGCGAAGGUGUGGGGCCUGGGCGGCAGCAGCCUGGGGCGCUGGCUGCGGGUGGCCUGGGAGAGCGUCAAGUUCGAGGUGGCGCUGAGGCUGGAGAGCUUCUCCAUGAAGCUGACGGCCUCCGUCCUGCGGCUCUUGGCUUCCUGGGGGCUGCUGCCCCACAGCGAGGAGCUCUACGAGUACCUGCGGGCGUAGGGACCCCCCCAAAAUACCCCCCUGCCCCCCAAAAUAAACCCCCCGGCACCCCCACGCUGCCACCCGUGUCCCGUCCCCCCCCCUCAGGCUGCAGAGAUGG
Molecule: messenger RNA, 1930 nt
Organism: Grus americana (Whooping crane)
Lineage: Eukaryota; Metazoa; Chordata; Aves; Gruiformes; Gruidae
Gene: ADCK5
Product: aarF domain containing kinase 5
Exons: 16
Coding region: 1-1830 (609 amino acids)
Source: RefSeq, a predicted model, not a curated record